Molecule: messenger RNA, 408 nt
Organism: Dovyalis caffra
Lineage: Eukaryota; Viridiplantae; Streptophyta; Magnoliopsida; Malpighiales; Salicaceae
Source: the annotation of a GenBank genome assembly
AUGACAACAGUACUACAGUUCUCUAUCAACUUCUCUCCUUUAAACAAAUACAAAAAACCCAUUACUCAUCACUUUAUACCAUCCUUAAAGUUUACUUCUUUGAAUAAAGAUAACUUCAAAUUAAGGUCUUACAAGGAAAGAUGGAGUUUGGUGGGAGAUGGGAAAGAUGGGAUUUUGAUAAGAGAGGAGGGGAUAAAAAGGAAGAGGAGGGUAGUUUUGGUGAGGUCUAAUAAAAGGUUUGGUUUAAAUGGUGGUGGUGGUGGAAGAGAUAACAGUGGUACUACUAGGCUUCUGGGAAAUAUUGCUUUGGCUGUUGGUUUGACUUAUCUUUCAAUGACUGGACAGCUUGGUUGGUUUUUUGAUGCUGUUGGUUGGGUUUUGGAUACACUAAUUUCUAUCUGGGAAUAG